AUGAAAUUGGAUACUGUUUUUAAAUUGCUCCUAGUUGUAGUUAUCCUCUUCACAGUGCAACAAAUAUGUCCUCUACAUGAGGUGCAUAGGAAGUUGCAAAAUGGAACCUUGGUGUCCUGGGUGAAGGAUGCAUUGAGAAAACUCUCUUCCCACUUUUGUUUUAAGAGCAUCAAAAGGGAUAUGGAGAUAUUUUACCGUGACAAGGAUAUAGUGCCGAGGCCUUGUUAUUUUUUAUUUUUCAUCGUUAGCGGUUGCCUGACCCUGGGGGCCAAGUGGUUGAUGCACAGGAUUUCACACCCACUGGGAGAAGCCUGGAUCCCCCGCAAAAAAUGGAGCGAACGCAUACGCAAGAUCAAGGUAGCCAGGUUCAACCUGAUGUUCUUCAACCUGUUUUACUUCACCCUCAUCAGCGCACUCGGUUUUGUGGCGCUCAGGUGCCAGACGUUCUUCCCGCACGAAAUGGGAGGCCAGGGCAAGCUCAGCGAUUACUUUGCAGGCUACCCGAAGCAGAAAACGUCUAGUCUUAUACACUUAUAUUACUUCCUAAAUGGAGGGUACCUGCUCACGUCUGUGUAUUCCCUACUCAUGGCUGAGAAGUUGCCCGACUUUUAUGAAAACUUCCUGCAACACCUGUGUGCUGUUAUCCUGGUUUACUUUUCCUACGGGCAGAACUUCCUCCGUGUUGGGUCCAUCAUCAUGCUCUGUCACGACAUAUGCGAGGUUUUUUCGUCCGCGUGCCGCGUCUUUGUCGACACAAGACACAAAGUUGUGACCGUAAGCUCCUUCUGCAUCCUUUUCUCAAGCUGGGGGCUCCUCCGCCUGUACAUUUUCGCCAAGAGGUGUAUACUACCAGUCCACAGAAACCUCCACAUGCUUAAUCCCCUGAUUGGAUACGAAGCCUGCGUGUGGCUAACAUUUCUGCUCCUGGUUAUUCUCUUAAUGAAUGCUUAUUGGUUUGUUCUAAUGGCAAAAAUGUUUAUUCAUUUCGUUGCGAGUGGCAAAACGGAGGAUAUUUUGACGCGGGUGGACGAGCUGGAGGAGGGGGAGAAGAAGGUAAAGUGA
Molecule: messenger RNA, 1062 nt
Organism: Plasmodium knowlesi strain H
Lineage: Eukaryota; Apicomplexa; Aconoidasida; Haemosporida; Plasmodiidae
Product: longevity-assurance (LAG1) protein, putative
Exons: 4
Coding region: 1-1062 (353 amino acids)
Biological process (GO): ceramide biosynthetic process
Cellular component (GO): membrane; endoplasmic reticulum
Molecular function (GO): sphingosine N-acyltransferase activity
Source: RefSeq, a predicted model, not a curated record